AUGAAGGACACUACAGUCUCGGUGCGCCCGGUGCAUCCUACAAUGUUUGGCUCGCCAAAGGAUCUAUCCACAGCUCAAGAAACCGCCAUCAAUGCAUUUCUCGCAAAUACAAGCACAAUAAUCGAAUCCCCAAAAACAAAUCAUGUCCCCUUCUCACCUGACGAUUUCCCUCGUCCCACGUAUACCGUUCUCGAAACUCCCCUGGCAGACCCCAAAAAGAGCCGCGAUGCUAUCUCUCAACCGAAACCCAACAUCAACCGCCCACGACAACUCUCCAAUAUCUCAGCCUCAACAUUAGCAUCACUUCAAUCUCGGGAAACGAUGAACUCGUCACAAAUGAAAUCUUCUUGGGGAAACAGACCGAGCAUGGAAUCCACCGAUUCGGCCUCUAGAUGGCGACCAGACUACAUGUACCAGCGCCCAAUGCCUAUCAAGAACCUGUCUUCAUCUUCUACGAGAACGCCCAUGAAGCCAAACGAGUUGUUCGCCAAAUUACCUACUAAAGUACUGUCGGAUAUCAUGGAGCAGCUGAGAAAUCUCCAUGUUGGGGAGAAGAGCGGGAGUUGUGCGACUUGCUGGAUGAGAGAUGCGACCAAUGUCGCUGUUUCUUGUCGCAAGUGGUACCAGCCCGCUCAAACAGCUCUGUACCGAAACAUCCAACUCGUAGGCGCAGAUUCAGCCGUCCAUAAAAAGAAGUUCAAGAUGUCUCAGGGCGUUCGAGUCGUUAUGCUCCGUCGUAUCCUCCGCUCUAACCCUCGUCUUGCUAGUCUCGUCCGCACACUUAAAGUCCCUGCUCCCGAAAUAGUCCCCAAGGGUUCUACAAUCGCCGAGUAUGAGGAUCUUAUCGCCACGCUGGUCAUGGCAUGUCCCAACCUUGAGAGUCUCCGUGGUCUGUCGCCUAUGUAUGACCACUCCUUCAGCAAGAUCUUCCACGCCCUGUCCACGAGGUUGAACCUAAAGGAGAUGAACUGGCUCAUUCAGGCGUCGCCUUAUCAAACACAGCAGCGUAUCCAGGGCAAUACCCAGCAGCUCGGUUUGGUCAUGCCGGGAGAGCUCAAGCCUUUCCAGGAAGCGACCUUCUUGUCAGUCAACGCCAACUGGUCAAAACUUGAGAGUCUCACCGUUCACUGUUUACCUGGAGCAACUCUCACACCCGAAACACUUCUCACAAAAACUCUUGAGCGUCUGCCUAACAUCAAGCACCUUCAUCUGUGUAACCUCCCGCCUAAUAGCUUCGACGACUGCAGUCUUCUCACCCUCCCUCCCCUAGAGACCCUCACACUCUCUCACAUCAGCGGCAUUACGACCGCCGGCCUGUCAGCAUUUGCAACGCAGUCCAAUAGCUCCCCUUUGCGCAAGCUCACCCUCCGCCACACGCCAAUGAACUCCCUGGCUGCUCUUGCCCGCAUCCUCUCCAACCUGCGAAACCUCGUCAACUUCUCCUUAAUUCAGACCUUCCCGCCCACCAUGCCAGAGAACGACAGUUUCACGCUGUGGCUGAUGCCGUAUCUAACCAGCAACACUAUUCGAAAGCUUCACUGGGACAUCACUAGCCACUCAACUUCCGUCAACGCUGCAGACGAUAUCCUUGCUCGAAGUAUCGGCGCAGGAGGCUUUCCGGCUCUGAGGAUUCUGUGUACCCCUAACGAUCCGGAUGGCAUUUUCCAGGAACUCUGUUACCCCGUUGACAGAAUCGAUCUCCCUUCCGAUCGUUUCCGACCUACUGAGCGACCCGAGGUUUGCACGCCUCCACCUAGCUCAAUAACAAGUCCUAUGUCGCCCACACGCCUAUUUCGAUCCUCCAACGCAUCGCCCAUCGCCUCUCCACGAGAGCGAGAGCCUAUAUCUCCCUUUGGCGAUAUGCGCCGUGCUCCCUACUCAAAUCUUCACACGUCACGCCUGGCCGCCCAAGCACGUCUCGAAGCAGCCCGAUCCCAGCCAAAGUUCACCGUCAACGUUAUCGAAGAAGAUGGUACUUUCAACGACACCUUCACCAUGGCGGGCUUCAUCGGCACGGUUGGAAGUCCCAUCAAGUACUAUCUCCAUCCCGACCGCGGAACGACGGAUGACAAGGGUGGUCUGAUCGACAUAAGAGACCUCGAAAGUGAUGCGGGUGAGAGCCUGGAAGGUGGUAAGGCGGGAUGUACUGGAAGAUGGAAUUCCCGCGAGGGAAUCGUGGCGGAUAAGAAGGAGAAGGAGUGGUGGUGGCACACUGAGCGAGGCCGCUGGCAAAAGGUGACACUCUGA
This is a messenger RNA of Fusarium venenatum, 2247 nucleotides long. RefSeq lists its product as uncharacterized. The record is from RefSeq and is a predicted model, not a curated record. Lineage: Eukaryota; Fungi; Ascomycota; Sordariomycetes; Hypocreales; Nectriaceae.